This is a messenger RNA of Scheffersomyces stipitis CBS 6054, 1716 nucleotides long. RefSeq lists its product as uncharacterized. The record is from RefSeq and is a predicted model, not a curated record. The transcript has a single exon. The coding region runs from base 1 to 1716 and encodes 571 amino acids. Lineage: Eukaryota; Fungi; Ascomycota; Pichiomycetes; Serinales; Debaryomycetaceae.
AUGUCUCCAAACAGUCACCAUCACGAGGAAGAGGAAUCUCCGGUCCCUCACGUACUGCAUCAUAUGCAUGGCAUGCCUAUUCUCCAGACCGAGCUCUUGCCUAUAGAAAGAAAGUUCUGGGAACAGUACAACACCACCACGUACUUCAAUGUCGAGUCCAAGCAUAGAGGCGCCUUGUAUGGCCACAUCAUUGUCGGUCUUUUGUCUAUCAUUUUUGUCUAUCCUGUAGCCAUUGUGUUCAAUAACUUGAACAUGACUUCCUGGUAUUUGUCUACGUUGGUAGUGCACACGACACUAGUGCUAGUUAGUCUUACGUGCUUCUCGGUAUUCAUCAAGUCGAUUCCAGAUAUGUACCCCGGCAAUGCCUACAACAAGAUGUCGUGGAUCUUGUUGUUCUCGACGGCGGCCCACUUGGUGGCAGCAUUUGUCAAUUUUGGUUAUAAAUACAUCAACAACGACUUGGCCGAAAGAGCCACAGGUCAUGAGUACUUCGGUGUGGCCGGCACAGACGAGGACUUUGAAGACCAGAACAGCUGUGACUCGCCUGCUAUCACUCUAUACGACUUGUCGAGACUGGGAACGACGUCGAACUCGCUAGACUUGAAUCCUGUCCAUGCCAAUGGACACCUCAAGACUUCGUCCAACUCGAUGUUACCUCCUCCUGUUAGAGCAUUUAGUCCCAUUUUUAAGGUGUUUGACUGGCCCGUGUUUAGCCACAUAAACAAGACCUUGUAUACUGUUUCCAAGUACAUGUUCAACUUCUUAAACUGGGGCCAUUUCUUCUAUUUCAUGAUAUAUAUUCCCACUGGAGUUGCCACCUUCUUGUUAUACGGGCAGGGAUCCAAAGUGUUUAACUUGCUUGCGCACUUUAUUAAGGGUGGUGUAUUUUUUGCAUAUGGUAUCUUGACUCUCGCCAGAUACAGCGGAGCUUUCUCGAAUAAGGGUUGGGCUUGGAACCAUAAAUAUGUGUCUGAUACUUCAUCGAGAUGGAAUAGAAUCCAGUCCACUGGCUUGGUUACGAUGGAAUGUUUGGAGUCUGGGCUUAUCUUGUUCUACGGCUGUACCAAUAUCUUUUUGGAACAUUUGGCAAAUGCAGGAAAGCCCUAUUCCUCCAAGGACUUGCAGCAUGCUUCCAUUGCCUUUAUCUAUAUAGGCUGCGGCUUGUGUGGAGUCAUCACCGAGUCGAAAUUGGCUGCAUGGAGAUACGAGAAGGCCAUUGACAACUACGAUUUGGCUGUGAAAAAUUCUAAGGUAGGAAAAAUCUUAAAAGCCUCGCCCGGAUUCUCACCAAACCCAUUCCCCGUAGUAACCAUUUUCUGGACGGGCAUACUUAUGUCCAAACACGAGCAGGCCAGUCCUUUGUCGACUGAGAUCCACAUUCAAUGGGGUAACAUGUUUAUUUUAGGAUGUGCAUUCAGAUUACUUACCUACAUCUUGGUAUUGCUUCUCCCCGUUAAUGCCAAGGCGUUAUUGCGUCCACUGAGACCAAUUACUGAGUUGAUAGUCAGUUUCAGUUUGUUGUGUGGUGGGGUAAUCUUUAUGGAGUCUACCGAUCCUGUAGUGCAGAGCUUCGAGUACCAUGGCUUGAGCCCCAUGUUCAGUUUGAACGUGACCUUGGGUUUCAUCACGUUGUUGAUGGCUUGGGAAAUGACAGUCUUUGCUCUUAAAGACUGGUUGUCGAAGAGAUCCAAGAGAAGCUACAGACAGGAGUUCUAG